Messenger RNA from Prorocentrum cordatum, 1292 nucleotides. The record is from the annotation of a GenBank genome assembly. Lineage: Eukaryota; Dinophyceae; Prorocentrales; Prorocentraceae.
AGCUCAAGGGGGGGCGGGGCACCGAUGAAGCGCGCUCCGCAGGACGGCCCGGACUCGCCCAGCGCGGGGCCAGCAAAGUCUGCGCGCUCGGCCGUCGAUGGCGAGGCCGCCGCGGGCGCCCACGCGCCCCGCGGGGGCCCCGCCGCCGAGGCCGCCGCGUCGGAGGCCGAGGAGGCCUUCCAGAAGGUCUGGAAGAACAAGCCGGCGUGCCUGUCCCUGCUCUGCAGGCAGGCGCAGCGCAUCGAGCGCGUGUGGGACGAGGACGAGACGCUGCGCAGGGCGCUGCUGGCGGCUUGGUCCUCGUGCCUCGAGGCGCUGGCCGCGCACAAGGACAAGACCAUGCAGGAGCUGAGCAGCCUCGCCCCGAAGAUCACGCCGGACGCCAGCCUCAGGCACUUCCUGACCAUCGCGCUCCCGGUGGAGCGCCAGCACACGAGGGGCCUGCGCGACCACGAGUUCCUGGUGCUGCGCCCGGACGACCUGGCGCGUGGCGACGCCACUGCCGCGGCGGACGCGGCCGUGGCCAGAGCCGAGGCGCGCGACGCCGCCUCGCGCCCUCGGAUGCCGCUGACGGUCGUCCUGGACAACCUGCGCUCGGCCUUCAACGUGGGCUCCAUCUUCCGCACCGCCGAGUGCCUCCGCGCGGAGCAGCUCUGCCUCUGCGGCUACACCGCCGCGCCCGAGCCCGGGGACGCCGACGGUCGCGGGCAGGGCAGGGCGGCCGGCGGCGGCGGCCACACGGCCCGGGCCGCGAUGGGCGCCGACGCGCACGUGCCGUGGAGCCGCCACGAGCGCGCCGCGGACGCCGUGGCGGCGCUGCGGGCGCGGGGCGUGCCCGUGUUCGCGCUGGAGACCGUGGAGGGGGCGACACCGCUGCACGAGCUGGUCUUCCCGUCGCCCUGCGCGCUGCUCCUCGGCAACGAGCGCCACGGGCUCGAGGCGGACCUGCUGGGGCUCUGCAGCGCGCCCGUCCGCAUCCCGUGCCACGGGGUGAAGAACUCCCUGAACGUGGCGGUCGCGUUCGCCAUCUGCGCCUACGAGGUCGCGCGGCAGUGGCAGUGGGCUGGGGGCGGCAGCGACGCGGGCCCCGCCGGGGGUGGUGCUGGCGGCGUCGGGGUGGCGCCCACUGCCGGCACCGAGGCGGAGAUAGAAAAGGCCGGGCACCGCGCUCCCGACACGACGUCCGACGCACGCACUAGCCAGGUGCCGCUUACCGAGGUGGCGCCCACUGCCGGCACCGAGGCGGAGGUAGAAAAGGCCGGGCAUCGUGCUCCCGACACGACGUCCGACGC